AUGCAACGUCAAGGAUGCCAACCGACCCGAAACCUCAACGAAGAAGAAGAGGAAGCAGAAGAAAAGUUUCGGGAGAGCAGGAGGGAGGGGACUCCGGAGGGAAGGUGUAGUGAUCCAGCAGCGAGCAUGACCGACGCCGAGGCCCAGAGCUCUCCACCAUCGGCCCCUGUGGAAGAAAAGCCACAGCCGGAGAGGAAAGUCAUAGCCACCUUGGUGCAAGGUACAGUGAAGUGGUUCAAUGUGCGUAACGGAUAUGGCUUCAUAAACAGGAAUGAUACCAAAGAAGACGUGUUUGUUCAUCAGACGGCCAUCAAGAAGAACAAUCCUAGGAAAUUCCUCCGCAGUGUUGGUGACGGGGAGGUUGUAGAGUUUGAUGUGAUCGAAGCCGCCAAGGGCUCGGAAGCAGCCAAUGUAACCGGUCCAGGUGGUGUUCCAGUCAAAGGCAGCCGCUACGCUCCCAACAAGCGACGCUUCCGUCGGCGAAUUUUCCCCCGCAGCCCAAGGCCGGGUGAUGAGGCCAAACCAGCUGAUGGCCAAUCCUCCGCCGCUGAGGGAGAGGAGGGAUCAGGAGAGAACGAUGCAGUGAGGCCUCCGCAACGCCGUCGGAGACCCCGAAGACCGCGGCAGGAGGCCCAAGAUGGUGAGGCUGGCGAGCAAAAGAACGGAGUGGCAGAGGGCGACCAAGCACAGCGGCAGCCACAGCGCAGGUUCUGGCGCCCGUACCGCAGACCAUUGCGUCCUCGCCCGACUCCAGAUCAGGCUGCGGACGACCAGCAGGCCGCUCCAGAAGAGAUCCAGGAGCAAGGUGAGGGGAAGCAGACGGAGGCCUCUGAGGGCCCCCAGACCAACGGAGAAGCAGCAGAGGGCCAGAAACAACAGCGCCAGUUUAGACGGCGCAGGCAAAGGAACUCCGAGUCCUCUACCUCGAAAAACGAUACAGAAAAGUCUGCAUCAGAGCCCGGUACGCCCCCUCAGACCUCCAAACCAGCUGACCUUAAAUCAACAUCAAAAUCACCAAAGGGCUCUGUCAAAACCCCAAAAUCACCUGAGCAGGCAGCUGACACAACAGUUCCAGCACCAACAGAGUGACACUAGUGAGAGGACAGUCUCGUGACCCUUGGUCCUAGGGUUGGCGGUCUGGACCAAUUUCAGAACCCAUGCACUGCUCUCCCCUCCCUGCACUUCCCCCCCAUCCUCCAACCCACCCCGUCUCGCUGUCAUCUCUCAGGCCUCCCCCCUCUCAUCUUGUCCUGUCUAGACACGGAGAGGGGUGAGGUAGGGAAGAAAGGGGAUACAGGUGGGUGGUGGGUGCGUAUUUAGAAAUUGAAAGGACAUCUUUAAAAAAGAUAAAUGGGAAAGAAUGAACAAUCUGCUUGGUAGCCCAGUUAUUCCAACCCCCCUUUAAAAACAAUUUUUCUUUAAUUGCCUAGAUGGGACACAUCAAGUAGUUUAUAGAGGAACCAGCCUUGAUUUUUAUUUAACUUUUUAAAAUUUGGUUGAAGAGGGGAAAACCAAGCAGGUGUGCAGUUGGUGGUGCAUUAUGGGAGUCAGUUUAGUCGUGUUACCACCUCAAUCGAUCCUUGGAACAUGCUACUCCCUUCAUCUCCUCAGUUGAGGAAAGUUUGAUGAAAAGAAACUUUAUUUUUUGUGUUUUACUUAUUUGUGUGUGCUUUACUUUGGAGGGGAUUAUGUGCAAUUACAGUCGUAAAAAUGUUAAUUAAUAAAUCAUGUUUGCAAAUC
Anoplopoma fimbria (sablefish) is the source of this 1740-nucleotide messenger RNA. RefSeq names its product Y-box-binding protein 2-A-like. Gene Ontology annotation, biological process: regulation of gene expression. Gene Ontology annotation, molecular function: nucleic acid binding. The record is from RefSeq and is a predicted model, not a curated record. Lineage: Eukaryota; Metazoa; Chordata; Actinopteri; Perciformes; Anoplopomatidae. Gene Ontology annotation, cellular component: nucleus.